Nerophis ophidion (straightnose pipefish) is the source of this 2497-nucleotide messenger RNA. RefSeq names its product transmembrane protein 25. Gene Ontology annotation, biological process: negative regulation of excitatory postsynaptic potential. Bases 269 to 1417 code for a protein of 382 amino acids. The transcript is spliced from 9 exons. NCBI's taxonomy places the organism in Eukaryota, Metazoa, Chordata, Actinopteri, Syngnathiformes, Syngnathidae. The record is from RefSeq and is a predicted model, not a curated record.
UCCUGAGUCAGCUGGCUUCAGCAGAGGGUGAACGCUGCUACUGGAGGCGCCGUAGCCCGUAGAAACCUUGUGUGUGUGAGUGUGUGUGAGCGUGUGUACGUGUGUUUGUGUGUGUGUGAGAGUGGACACAGAUGGGAAAGCGACUGAGUCAGAAAGGCUGCCUCCCAUCGCUGUCCUUCGCUCCUCUGCUGCUAUGGAGAUCCAGCAGGCUGAAUCACAGCAGCGACCGCACAAAGAGCUGAGGUAGAAGUGUGUAUGCUGAGCUAGCAUGGACAAUGCAUGCAAGAGAUGGUGGUCAUCUGGCUAUCGGGCUGUUGUGUUUCUCCACACGCUGGCCUUCUCCUACACAGGUGCCGUCGAACCCGCCCCCAAAAUUGACGGACAUCAUCGGGCGGCGGUAACACUAAGAGAAAACAUGACACACAGGUUCCUCUGUCAAUCAGACGGAUGGGAUCGCGAAGCCCCGCCCUUGCUGACCUGGUACCUAAACGGGGAGCCGCAGAGGGUGGUCUCUCCAAAAGGUGGUCAGGUGAUGACCACGCCUCAUAAAAGGUCUGAGCUCAGGAGAUUAGGAGCCAAUCACAGCAACAGCUCCUUUGCGCUCCGGGCCAGGAAGUGGGACAGAGAGCUGGUGUGCGUGGCGUUGGACCCCAAGUCUGGCACCAGCUACAAUGCCACGGUCACCCUCAAUGUCCAGUUUCAGCCUAAGAUCCUGCGGGUCAACGCACACUACAGUGAAACCUCAGACCCGGGCCUCUUCUUAGUCCUCUUUGCUCUGGUUCAGUCCAACCCGCCUGCCACCUUCGCCUUCGUGGACCAGGCCGGCCAGCUGGUGGCGAACACUUCGGACGUCCUCCUACUCGACUCGCACAACUACCCCUGGCUGACCAAUCACACGCUGAAAGUGAUGCUCAGCAGCCAAUCGAGGAAUAUCUCGCUGAACGCCAGCAACAGCGUGGGCACGGCGCAAAGCAACCUCACACUGGCAGAGUUCCUGCAGUCUCGUGUGGAAGUGCCGAUGCUGGGAAUCGUAACUGGCGGGGCGAUGGCCUUCAUGGCUCUUCUCAUCCUCAGCCUGAUUGUCCUCUGCCUCAUGCAAAAAACAAAGAGCAAGUCCCUUGAUGAUUCAGUGGAGAUUGUGAUGACCAAGAAAAGUGAAUCGACCAACCUUAAAGCAGUGAGGGCUUACAUCCCAAGAGAGAACAUGUCGCUGCCCUCCAACAUGCAGCUCCAUGACCUCAGCACGUUGAAAAAAGCACGGGAGACUGCACAGCAAAGCGGUGGCGGACAGAAGAAGAAAGAAGAGGAGGAUGAAGACUUGUCUUUAGCGUAUGCUGCCAGAGGGUUUGCCAGAUAUCCCAUGGUGGGUUACAUCUACAAAGUGAACAGCACAAGCAGUGAGGAGAUCUGGCUGUGACGGACCUCCAAAGCAAUACACAUAUUAUACUGUAUGUGCAUGUAUGACUAUAGUUUUUAGAGGUUAAGUUGUGUCUUUAUUACCGAAGCUUUCUUUUGGACACUGAAUUUAUAUAGCAUCAUUUAUUUUGCAUUUGAAUGUUGUGAAUUUAAUUUUUUUUUUUUUUACAUCAAAUUAUGCUGACAAUCUCAUUGAAUGAAAAAUUGUGAGAAAAAAUUGUGUUUAAAAAUUCAGUUUGUAAAAAUAGAGCGUAUAAAAAUUCAAUGUAUACAGUGUUUUAGAAUUCAGUGUAAAAAAAAAUCAGUGUAUUAAAAUUCAGUGUAUAGGUUAUUUAAAAUCAGUGUAUAAGAAUUCAACGUAAAACAGUUACUUAUUCAGUCUAUAAAAAUAUAAUACAAAAAAUAUAUAAAAAUGCAGUGAAAAAAUUAAUGUAUUAAAAUUCUGUGUAUAAAAAUAUAACAUAAAAAUAUAAAAAUGAAGUGCAAAAAUUAAUGUAUUAAAAUUCUGUGUAUAAGAAUUCAAUGUAAAAUAAUUAAUUGCAGAAAUACUUCUUCAAAUUUAAGACUCACUCCAGGUAAAUUAAAAAUGGUUCUGUGACAGGACCGAUUGCUUAACUUACUUUGAGUGAGUAUUGAGUUUUGAAGCAAUGAAUAUGUUUGCACCCUUAGUUUUUUGAAUACACUGAAUUUUUACACAUUGCGUUUCAAAACACUGUAUUUGAAGAAACUCACUUUUUAAUCACACAGAUUUUGCUCACACAUGUUUAUUCAAUUAAUAUUGAAUUAGAAAAUGUGGUUCACAAAAUUCAAACGCAAACAAUUUGUUAUGAUCCGUUGCCAGUUGUUCUGUUAGUUUGACUUCCUCAGUUCUGUUUUCAGCACCCCUGGGUUUGUGUUUUGGUUUCCAUGGGUGCUGAUUAGUUUCACCUGCCUCUGAUUAGUGUUCGGGACGCACACCUGCUCCUGGGCACAAAUCAGAGAGCUAAUCAGAGAGCUACUUAUUCCUGUAGUUCGCCACAGAUGGUCUCCUCCCAUGACUUUUUAACUUUCUCUUAGUUUUUUUCAGGGGACAUCUGGCCUU